GAGGUGCGCGGGGCCGGGUCGGGGCCGCUCCGGUGCCGCUCCGGUGCCGCUCCGGUGUUGCUCCCGCUGAUGGACCCGGCCCAGCGCGGCAGCGCCGACCGGAGCUCGGCUGUCGGCGCGGGGUCCCGACCCGGUCCCCCGCGCGGCCCCCGGAGCGUGGCUCGGCUCCCGCCCGACGCUGGGGCUUCGGCGGCGCCUUUCCUCGGCGGCGGCGUCCUGGGCGGCCGUAGGAGCUCCCGAUCGGACGCCGCCUGCGACCUCUUCGGGCACGGCUGCCCGCGGCGCGCUGGGGCCGAGGAGCGGCCCCCGGCCCGGACCCCACCCGAAGGGCUCCCACUGCCGGCCCUGCUGUCCCCAGUCCUGGGCGGUCCCCCGUCCCCGGCAGCACUCAGCCGGGCCGCCUUCCCCGCGCCGGAGCGGCGGGAGAUGCUGCCCAAGGCUGAGUCCAGCGACCACAUCGCGUCCUGGGCGGGUCCCGCCGUGCCCCGCGCCCCCACGCUGCCCAAGGCCGUGUCCAGCGAGUUCCUCGCCGGCGGGCGGGCGGGCCUGACCCCCCGAGAGGAGCCGAGUGAGCUGCCCGUCCUCGCCCGGCCCCUGGGCCGGCUCGGCUCCGGCGACGUUUGUGAUCCGCUGCCGGACUGCCCGGGACGGGCCCCGGAGGACGGCGCGUUUCGCAUCACAGUGGUCACCUGGAACGUAGGUACAGCCAUGCCCCCAAAUGAUGUGACGUCCCUGCUGCACCUCAACACAGGCGAGACAAACGAUGUGGACAUGAUCGCCAUCGGAUUGCAGGAGGUAAACUCCAAGAUAAACAAGCGCUUGAAGGAUGCCCUCUUCACAGAUCAGUGGAGCGAACUCUUCAUGGAUGUGCUGAGUCCUUUCCACUUCAUCCUGGUCAGCACAGUACGGAUGCAAGGUGUGAUCCUGCUGGUGUUUGCCAAGUACUACCACCUGCCCUUCCUGCAGGACAUCCAGACAGAUUGUACCAGRACAGGGCUGGGGGGAUACUGGGGUAACAAGGGUGGGGUGAGCGUUCGUCUCUCCAUCUUCGGCCAUAUGGUUUGCUUCCUGAACUGCCACCUGCCAGCACACCUGGAGAAGGCGGAGCAGCGCAAGGAGGACUUUGCCACCAUACUGCACAUGCAGCAGUUUGAGGGGCCUGUGGCCAACGGCAUCCUGGACCACGACCUCGUGUUCUGGUUUGGGGAUCUCAAUUUCCGCAUCGAGAGCCUGGACACCUGCUUUGUGAAGUAUGCGAUUGACAGCAAUGUCCUGAGCCAACUCUGGGAGAAGGAUCAGCUGAACAUUGCCAAAAGCACCUGGCCUGUUCUCAGAGGCUUUGAGGAGGGACCCCUGAACUUCCCACCCACUUUCAAGUUUGAUGUGGGCACCAACAAGUACGACAGCAGUGCCAAGAAGCGAAAACCAGCCUGGACCGACCGCAUCCUGUGGAAGAUAAAACCUCCCAGCAAGGGUGCAGGUGGGCGCCAGGCCAGCCAGGGUGUGCUGUCAGUGAGUCAGCUGUGCUACUGCAGUCACAUGGAGUACACUGUCAGCGACCACAAGCCAGUAGCUGCCAUCUUUGCCGUGCAGUUUGCUUCCAAGGUGGACAAGCCCCUGGUUGAGAUUUAUGUGGCUGACGAGUGGAGCAGGCCUGAGCAAGCAGUUGUCAGGUACAAGAUGGCUGUUGGCUUCCACCGGAGCUCCUGGGACUGGAUAGGACUCUACCGGGUGGGCUUUCGGCACCCUAAAGAUUAUGUGUCCUAUGUCUGGGCCAGAAGCGAUGAUGGGGAGCGCUGCCUGGAGAAGCAGCUGUGUGCACAGGUGAUGUUCUCUGAGGAAGCACUACCCAAGGGGAACGGCGAGUACAUCCUUGGAUACUACAGCAAUACCUCAAGCAGCAUGGCUGGUGUGACUGAGCCUUUCCAGAUCUCCCUACCCAGGUCAGAAGAGGGCAGCAGCUCCACGGACAGCUCAGGCAGCAGCUCAGAAGAGGAUGACAGUACACUUGUCCUCCUGGCCCCCAAGUCCCGUAGUCCCAGCCCGGGCAAGAUGAAACGGCACCGGAGCCGAAGUCCCAGCCUGGCCAAGUUCCAGGGCCUCAUCCUGCGGCCAUCAAGCCGGGACAGGGGUAAAAGUCGCAGUCCCUCACCCCAGAGCCGCCGCAGCCUCCCCAGGAAUAUCCCCACCAUCCAUCUGCCUCCAGAGGAGCUGGGGCACUGUGGAGUCAAAGGCAAGGAGCUGGGACAGGCAGCUGAGAGCCUGGAGGGCACCUCUUUCUACGAGACUGUGCAGGAGCAAGUWGGCGCCCGGCGUAUCUCUGCUGACAGCUCCUUGGCCAGGGCUGACCCCCGUAACCUGGGCCUGCUGCCUGCACUGCGCCUGGAGAUGAUUGACCAGGCCCUGGGCCGGCAACAGGAGAGCGCAGACCAGGCUUACUAUUCCUGCCGGAGAAUGAGCCCCACCAGCCCCCCAGGCUGUGGGACCUCCCCAAAGGAGGGGUGUAGCCCCCAGGAACUGGACAGACAUAGCUGUGCCAUGGGCCACUGAUGCAGUGGCUCCCUCCCUCCUCCCCAUAGCGCGCUUGCUGUGUGCUUUCCUCUGCCACUGCCCUGCUGAGACACUCCCUCCCUUAUUUAUUGCAGUGACUCCUCACCCCUGUUGUGUACCUGGCAGGUAGAGGUCCCAGCCCUAGCCCCUCCCCUGGGCAGGGCUGUGAGGUGACUACACAGAGGAGGGUGGGUAAAGCUGGUCUAAUGUGGUUUGGGGAAUCCCUCAUGAACUUCUAAGUGCAGGACUCUUGUCACAUGGGAGGAGUGCUGGCCUCACACCUGGUGGCACAGGAGGCCAGGGAAUGGUGAUGGGCACAGAGUGAGGACCACCCCAGGGUACCCCAGAAAUCAAAGCUUGCUCCUUCCCUGCUCUAUCGCCAUGCCUCGGCCUGGACAUAGUGCAAAUGACAAAAUAAAUGACCCUGCCCACCCCAGCUGCWUUGUACUUACUGCUGGGGGCAGGAUCAGCCCUGGGGUGGGGGCCACAGCAUGAAGAGGGGGCAGCAGGCUCAACCCUUGCACCAUACACCAUGCUCGGACCACCCUUUAUUUCUUCUGCUGCAUGCAGGUACUGACCCCCACCCUCCUACCCUGCCUGGGCAAGGUGGUCAGGAUCACACCUCACUGCUCAGGGCCCCAGUUGAAGGAUCACCAGUCUAGGGGUGGGGGCUUCUGCCAUCUGCCCUGCCCCCAAGCACACCUGGGAAGGACAAUGGGUUUCUCCUUUCCUGAGCCCUCUUAUUUUUUCCUCUUGCUUUUGAUGCUCAUGGAUGGCAGCCACAGCUCCUUGAGAGGCUUCUCUGUCCCUCUGCCUGCUCUGGCUGUGGCCCCCAGCUCCACGCAGUCAUGCCAGCAGCCAUGCUCAGUGCCAUCCUUUGA
Messenger RNA from Malurus melanocephalus (red-backed fairy wren), 3431 nucleotides. RefSeq names its product inositol polyphosphate-5-phosphatase J (gene INPP5J). The coding region runs from base 70 to 2550 and encodes 826 amino acids. Gene Ontology annotation, cellular component: plasma membrane; ruffle; cytoplasm. The record is from RefSeq and is a predicted model, not a curated record. The transcript has 12 exons. Lineage: Eukaryota; Metazoa; Chordata; Aves; Passeriformes; Maluridae. Gene Ontology annotation, molecular function: phosphatidylinositol-4,5-bisphosphate 5-phosphatase activity; phosphatidylinositol-3,4,5-trisphosphate 5-phosphatase activity. Gene Ontology annotation, biological process: phosphatidylinositol dephosphorylation; negative regulation of peptidyl-serine phosphorylation.